GGUCAACAACCACUUGACACGCAGUCAACUUGCAACGUCCCGAUGGAGCGCAGCACGAGCUUGGCGCGCAGCUAUCCGCAGGAGUUUCGACUCGUGAACGCCGACUUUGCCGGCUACGCAUACCGCCUCAGCAAGAAGUGGAAGCGCCGCUUCUUCGUGCUCGAAGGCCGCCGGCUUUCGUACUUUGGCAGCGAGGACGACGCGAACGACAGCGGGCGAGCGCCCAAGGGCACGAUCACGGUCUGCGCCGCGUACCACUGGAGCGACGUCAACAACGGCCUCAUUCUCGUCUCGUCGUCCGGCGAUCUCUGGAAGUGCUACGUCGAAAUGACCAACGCCGGCGAGAUGAUUUUGCCGGCGCUAACGCGCGUGGCCGAGCACUGCCGGGCGGUCGCCGACGGCCGCGCCACGAGCGGCGAUGUGCCGCCGGCCGCCGAGGUGACGGCGAUCCGCCAAUUUUGCAAUGCGCGCGCCACCGCCGAGUUCAAGCUCAAGCACUUUUGCGUGCCGCUGCGGUCGGACGCCAAGGUCACGCGGGGUUGGGUCGAGAAGCGCGGCGCGGUCAUGCGCACUUGGAAGCGCCGGUACUUUGUGCUGCGCGAGAACGUCCUCGCGUAUUAUGAUAUUAACCUCGAAGGCCAGCCCAAGAAGGGCGGCGACUUUGUCCAGAGCAUCGAGACAAGCACCAUCAAGCCCAACGGCCUCGAGUUCAAGAUGGUGAGCGGCCGCAGCCUCCUUGGCUUUACCGAGACGACCGACGACCAUGUGCAAUGGCUCCUCGCCGCCAAUACGCUGCACCACGAGCCGUAA
Molecule: messenger RNA, 810 nt
Organism: Saprolegnia parasitica CBS 223.65
Lineage: Eukaryota; Oomycota; Saprolegniomycetes; Saprolegniales; Saprolegniaceae
Exons: 1
Coding region: 43-810 (255 amino acids)
Source: RefSeq, a predicted model, not a curated record